AUGCUGGCAAGUCUUUUGAAUGGAGCCGUGUCAAAUGGACAUGGUCGAAGUAAUGGGAAAUCGACAAACUCAAAACGAGGCACAGAGGAUUCUGAAAGCAAAGAUGCAAGUAAAGAAAGCGCAGCAGUCGAUUCGAUCCAGCUCGAAAGCUUAUUACUACUAGACGAUGAUUUGUUUCAAAAUACACUCAAUUCAGAUGACUAUGUGGAGAAUUUAGCUCCAUUGAUCAAAAAUGCAGUGAGACAAAAUGGACUCACCGAGAUGAUAACCAAGCUCAACAACUUUGUCAAGUUAAAAGACGAGGAGUUGAACGAAGUGUCUAUGAAUUCAAUGGGAGAAAUUAAUCAGUGUAUGGAUACGAUUGCGAGUAUACAUAAGGAGGCAGACCAGUUGAAUCGACAGUUUCUUUCUGUUAGUCAAAGCUUGGGCAAAUCUGCAAUUGAAUUGAUGACAAAGAAGAAAAAUUAUGUCAAAUAUAAAGAUGUUUGUCGAAGAAUUAGCGAAGCACAGGUUGUUCUUCUCGAGUGUAUACAAGUGUUGGAAUUGAUGAACCGAAUAUUGGAACUCAUCAAGCACACAAAGUACUUUCUGGCUUUGAAGUUGAUUGAUGAGCUCACCAAUAUUCACAUUCAAAAAGUGAAUGAGUUUAGUUUUGCCAAAAAGAUUGUUGAUUCAAUACCACACUUGACCAAGAUGGUGAAAGAUGACUCGUUUGAGAACUUGACCAAAUGGUUAUCGAUCAACUUGGAAAGAAAGUUGCCAAAUAUUGGAGACUCGUUAUAUGAUAGUUUGUAUGUUUUACAGGGAAAUUGGCUAGAAUGCAAGAGGCGGAAUCCUACGUAUUUACCAUAUAAAUUGAAUUCACCCGUUGAACUAAGCGUUCGUGAUUCUAAACUGAACUACGAUGUUUUCAAAGAUGAAACAAUGCAGAUUCCAUUGGAUAGCGUUUACGAUGCGAUCCUUGUGUAUCGUACUUUGAACGAGCUAGAAAAUCUCAGCACAGUUUACUACAAAGAAUGGAUGAAGAAAUAUAGCAGAAUAAUCUAUCCACUCACAUCUGUUGCUUCCAACAAAAAGGAUAUUGUAUUUACGGCAAAGGAACUUGACGAGUACUUACGAAAGAUUGCCGCUUUCUUUGUCAUGGAUAAGCAAUUGAAUAUCUUGACAAAAUUCCAAUUGAGGACAAAUGCUCAAGCAGAUGAACUAUGGAUGUCAUAUGUUUCCAAAUUAAAGCCAGUUCUUUUGCAUAACCUAAAAAAUUAUGAUUUCUACUCCCUUGAUGAAUUGAGUAAUUUCAAGGAUAUCAUUGGAGACUUUAUACAAAUUAUGGACUCGAACGAAUACGAUGUAAGUGAAUUAUAUGAAGUGUUGAUGAUUAUCUUUAAGGACCAUUUUGCGCCAUUAGUUGUGCAAUUCUUUAGAAGAAAAUUUAUUGAGUCAUUGCAAUCGGAGUUUUAUACUGCUUUACAAAUCGACGAAGAGGACUACGACACUAUUAUGAAGCGAAUCUUUUAUGAAAGCAAUGCAUCAUUUGCACCUAGAAAUGUCAAAAGUUUCCCUGUGAAGUUUCCAUUUAGUGAAGAUUAUGUUCAUUUUUGUGGGUUUGUGCGACAGCUUAUUAACCGAACAUUGAAAUUUCUCAAUGAGUAUUACAGCUAUGAAGUCAGUGAGAUUAAUGAUAUCAUAGUUAAUCAGAUUGUUGAAGUGUUUUUGGGGGACAAGAAAGGUUUUGGUGUUGCGUGGGAGAUUGAGGAUUUCAUCAAUAAAAAUGCCAACAACAAGGAAGUUAUUGCACAAAGCUUUGUUAACUCAGAAUACUAUCUUUUGAGUCUAUACAAAAUUGGUGUUUUGCUAAACCAAAGGUUGCGACAAAAUACAGGUAUGGGUAUUCAAAACAUCGACACUAACGAAGCAUUCACACUUCAUGCUGUUGACACUUUUAUCCAAUUGCGCAAAUACUCCGAAGAUACUGUCUACAAAAUGAUUGAUACGAAAAUUUCAGAAUUAUUGGGCUUGGUCGAAUACGACGAAUACUUGCCCGUUGAGCGCAACACAGAGGCCAACUUUGCAGUUAAGGAUUUUGCCAUGUUUUUGGAAAAUUUAUUCACUUCAAUCUUUGAGAACUUCCCUUCCCAGUUGCGUACCUUGGGUUUGUUCAGAAGUUACGAUUUUGUCUCACAACAUUUCUUGGGAGUAUUGAAAAACGCCGACGUAUUUAAUGAGAUUUUCAUUGAUAAUUUUGAUUUAGAUAUCAAGUACUUGGAAAAAUCCAUGAAGAAUUUGAAUGCUUCGACAAAUGAGGAUAAAGAUUCCUCGCAAGGCAAUGUUUCUGUCGACUCGACAUUUUCAGAGUUGAGACAAAUAAUUGAUUUAUUAAAGUCUAAAAACUAUGAAGAGUACAUGUCCAAUAGCUCAUUUAGAAUGAGGCAAUAUAACAGCAUCAAAUUUGAAGAUGGAAAGAAGCUCAUUAUGAAAAUGCAAGGUGUUAGAUUUGUUAACUCUUCUACCUCGAAUAUACAAGCCAACUCGGAAGCACCACCUCUUUCUAGAGCGCAACUGCCAGUUCAACGAGGUGGCACUAUCAAAUCAUUAUCCCAUUCCAUAUCGGGCUCCAACUUUGCCAAUAUAUUAGGUGGUGGUAACGGUAAUAAGAAUCGUGAUGAAGAUGCUGUAUCAAAUACAUCGAUGACUAGUUUGGAGUCGUCCAACACUGCACCGAAUAUAAAUACAGCAACAACGACUUCCAACAAGUUUUCACACUUUACAGAUAGAUUCAAACCUAGUAGUGCAAGGUAA
Lodderomyces elongisporus is the source of this 2796-nucleotide messenger RNA. RefSeq names its product Rab GTPase-binding exocyst subunit (gene SEC15). Gene Ontology annotation, biological process: Golgi to plasma membrane transport; exocytosis; intracellular protein transport. Bases 1 to 2796 code for a protein of 931 amino acids. Gene Ontology annotation, cellular component: membrane; exocyst. NCBI's taxonomy places the organism in Eukaryota, Fungi, Ascomycota, Pichiomycetes, Serinales, Debaryomycetaceae. The record is from RefSeq and is a predicted model, not a curated record. The transcript has a single exon.